Camarhynchus parvulus is the source of this 1025-nucleotide messenger RNA. RefSeq names its product H6 family homeobox 3 (gene HMX3). The record is from RefSeq and is a predicted model, not a curated record. Gene Ontology annotation, cellular component: nucleus. The coding region runs from base 1 to 924 and encodes 307 amino acids. Gene Ontology annotation, biological process: regulation of transcription by RNA polymerase II. The transcript has 2 exons. Lineage: Eukaryota; Metazoa; Chordata; Aves; Passeriformes; Thraupidae. Gene Ontology annotation, molecular function: DNA-binding transcription factor activity, RNA polymerase II-specific; RNA polymerase II transcription regulatory region sequence-specific DNA binding.
AUGCCGGAGACCGGGCAGGAGCCGCCCAGCGCCCCUCCGCCUCCCCCCAAGGAAUCCUUCUACAUCAAGAACCUGCUCAACGGCGGCCCCCCAAAGGCGCCCCCCAAGCAGCCGCGGGCGCUGUUCGCCCCCUCGGGCAAGGCGGCGGUGGACGGCGCCGGCUUCGCCCUCUCGCAGGUGGGCGACCUCGCCUUUCCCCGCUUCGAGAUCCCGGCGCCGCGCUUCGCCCUGAGCGCCCACUGCCUGGAGCGCGCCCAGACCUGGUGGUACCCCUACGCCCUGACGCCGGCCGGAGCCCACCUGCCCCGCACGGAAGCCGCAGAGAAAUCCCUGCUGAGGGACUCGUCCCCCGCCUCGGGCACCGACCGGGACUCCCCGGAGCCGCUGCUGAAGGCGGAGGGGGAGCAGAAGGAGCUGGACUCCAAGAGCCCCGACGAGAUCGUCCUGGAGGAGAGCGACUCGGAGGAGGCGAAGAAGGAGGGAGGCGCGGAGGACUGGAAGAAGCGGGAGGAGAGCCCCGAGAAGAAGCCGUGCCGCAAGAAGAAGACGCGCACGGUGUUCAGCCGCUCGCAGGUCUUCCAGCUGGAGUCCACCUUCGACAUGAAGCGCUACCUGAGCAGCUCGGAGCGCGCCGGCCUGGCCGCCUCGCUGCACCUGACAGAAACCCAGGUGAAGAUUUGGUUCCAGAACCGCCGCAACAAGUGGAAGCGGCAGCUGGCGGCCGAGCUGGAGGCGGCCAACCUGAGCCACGCGGCCGCGCAGCGCAUCGUGCGCGUCCCCAUCCUCUACCACGAGAACUCGGGCGCGGAGGGGGGCGCGGGGGGCGGCGGAGCCCCCGGCACGCAGCCCCUGCUCACCUUCCCUCACCCCGUCUACUAUUCGCACCCCGUGGUCACCUCCGUGCCGCUGCUGCGGCCCGUCUGAGCCCGGCCGCCGCUGCGCGGAGGGGCGCGGAGAGGCGCGCAAGGCACCCGGCCGCUUGUAAGUACUGCAGCCCCCCGUGCGAGGCACCCGGCCGGCGUCUG